Molecule: messenger RNA, 1234 nt
Organism: Malus domestica (apple)
Lineage: Eukaryota; Viridiplantae; Streptophyta; Magnoliopsida; Rosales; Rosaceae
Source: RefSeq, a predicted model, not a curated record
AUCCAAAACUGCGACCCGAAAAGCUUCAGAACAAGAAGAAGGCUCGAGAAGGAAGGAGGCUUUGUGCUCCUCCUCCUCCAUCACCAUUUACAAUUACAGUUUACAACUCGACGCAGCAAGGUUCUGUGUUUAGUUUUGGUAGACAAAUUCAUACGGGCUAAUUGUUCAAUGACACUUGAAGAAUGCUAGUUUAGAAGUUUGAAGCUUCAUGUGAGAGUUAGAAGGCACCCGAAGAUUAUUUUCCGAGGAUGAACACCGUUCAGAUAACAUCCUGCCAGCCUAGCAUCUAUUUCAGAAACCCAUCUCAAUCUCUCCGCCUCUAUUCUAGUCCGUGUUUGCUUCCAAAUCGUGCUAAAUGUCUCCUUGGAACUUCAUUGAAACCAAAACAUAAUGCACGAAUCCAGCAACAAUGCGUGGCUGUACUGAAGAACCAGCAAUGCGGGGUCGUAUCUAAGUACCACCGAUCUGCACCUGUCUGUUUAUUGGGUGGCAAGGGAAAGAAUGAAAACGGUGAUGAGGGUUCCCCCUGGAAGGCUCUUGAGAAAGCAAUGGGUAAUUUCAAAAAGGAAGGGUCAAUAGAGGAUGUGCUACGUCAGCAGAUUGAAAAGAACGAAUUCUAUGAAGAGAAAGGUGGGGGCGGAGGUGGCAAAGGAAGGGGCGGUGGUGGUGGUGGUGGUGAUGGUUUAGGUGGCUCUGGUGGAACAGAAGAUGAAGGCUUUGCUGGAAUCAUGGAUGAAACACUGCAAGUGAUUCUAGCAACUGUUGGGUUUAUUUUUCUGUAUGUUUACAUCAUCAGUGGUGAGGAGAUGACUCGGCUGGCAAAGGACUACAUCAAGUUUGUGUUUUCAGGGUCCAAGAGUAUCCGUUUGCAGCGUGCAAUGUACAAGUGGGGAAGGUUCUUCCACACGUUGACUGAGAAGAAGGAAUAUGAUAAGUUCUGGUUGGAGAAGGCCAUUCUCACCACCCCAACUGCGUAUGAUUCACCUGAAAAGUACCGCAAUCUUGUUAGAUCUCUAGAAGCAGAUUCUGAUGACGAUGACGAUGAAUAGUACAAAUCACAUUGUAUAAACCCUUUCCCUCGACGUUGUUCCAUUUCCUGUUUAUUUCGGAGGAUUGUAUAAUUUUUUAGUGCAAGUUAUUCAGUUUUUUGGGUAUAAUUUUCCAUAUUAAACCAUACAUUUUAUAGCUUUUGACAGUUAAGAUCCUAAAAUAAUAAAGUUGCUUUUCUGCACAA